AUGGCGGUCAACAUCCCGGGCAUCGUGAUGGGCACCAUCGUGCUCUCCUCCGGCACCUCCGUCCCCGACUCGCUCUCCUCCAUCGUCGUCGCGCGCAAGGGCGAGGGCGACAUGGCCGUCGCAAGUGCCAUCGCAAACACCCUCGCCAUCACCAAGUUCCCGGUGCUAGUCCUCCCAUAUAAGUGCAUCGGCAAGCUCCAAAAGGCCUUCUCGUGGCCGCUCAUCUCCGCCUUCAAGCUGUCGAUGUCGGAGUCGAUGCGCGACAAGUGCAAGUACUGGUUCACGUGGAACUUCGGCGUGUCGGUCGCCUGGAUCUGCAUCCUCAUCACUGUAACAUCACCGUACGUGGUGGGCGCCACCCUGCACUCCUCGUACCGUGCGUGCGGCUUCCGCAACGAGUUGAAGAGCUAG
This is a messenger RNA of Emiliania huxleyi CCMP1516, 411 nucleotides long. RefSeq lists its product as hypothetical. The record is from RefSeq and is a predicted model, not a curated record. Gene Ontology annotation, cellular component: membrane. The transcript is spliced from 3 exons. Gene Ontology annotation, biological process: intracellular calcium ion homeostasis; calcium ion transmembrane transport. The coding region runs from base 1 to 411 and encodes 136 amino acids. Gene Ontology annotation, molecular function: calcium, potassium:sodium antiporter activity; calcium channel activity. NCBI's taxonomy places the organism in Eukaryota, Haptophyta, Isochrysidales, Noelaerhabdaceae.